ACACAUACACGGGCCGCGCAGGCCGGAGGGAGGCGGCUCGGCGCUGGCGGGCGGCCCCCGCUCCCCGCAGCCCGGCUCGGUGCCCUCGGACCCGCCCCCGGGGGUCGCCCGGCCCCAUGCCCUGCAGCGGCGGCGGAGCGGCGCGCCGCGGGCGGCUCUGAGCAGCCCGGAGCCGGCCGGCGACCAGGGGGACCAUGUACCGGGACCCGGAGGCGGCCAGCCCAGGGGCGCCCACCCGCGAUGUCCUGCUGGUCUCUGCCAUCAUCACCGUCAGCCUUAGCGUCACUGUCGUCCUCUGCGGCCUCUGCCACUGGUGUCAACGCAAACUGGGCAAACGCUACAAGAACUCUCUGGAGACCGUGAGCACGCCAGACUCGGGCCGUGGGCGCAGCGAGAAGAAGGCCAUCAACGAUCUAGACAGAGACUUUUGGAAUAACAAUGAGAGCACAGUGCAGCAGAAAUGGAGCUCCUACCCUCCCAAGGAGUUUAUUCUAAACAUUUCACCCUACGCCCCUUAUGGCGACCCACGACUGUCCCUCAAUGGCUCGCUCCUGUCGAGCGCCAAGGUGGCCGCGGCCGCGGGGCUGGCGGUGGGGCGGGAAGGCCGGCUGGGGGAGAAGCCGGUGCCAGCGCCGCCACGCGGAGAGGACGCGCCCAGCGAGCCGGGCAGCGGCGGCAAGGCCGGGAGAGGCCGCUGGCGGACGGUACAGAGCCACCUGGCCGCGGGGAAGCUCAACCUGUCCAAUUUCGAGGACUCCACCCUGUCCACGGCCACUACCCUUGAGUCUAUCCCCAGCUCCACGGGAGAGCCGCGAUGCCAGCGACCCCACACCCUGAUGCGGCAACAGAGCCUGCAGCAGCCGCUGAGCCAGCAGCCGCGGGCGCGGCCCCCCAGCCAGCCCACCACCAGCCAGAGCCUGGGCCAGCUGCAGGCCCACGCGGCCGCGGCGCCCGGCCCCAACCCCCGGGCCGCCUCCGCCGGCCGCGGCCAGGCCCGCCAGGGCGCUUCGGCUGGUUCCAAGUACCGGCCGGCCGGCGGCCACAGCCGCUCCAAUCCGGGCAGCUGGGACCACAUGGUGGGGCAGAUUCGAAACCGAGGCUUGGACAUGAAAUCCUUCCUGGAAGGCCGGAUGGUGGUGCUAUCCUUGGUCUUAGGGCUUUCGGAGCAGGAUGAUUUUGCCAAUAUCCCUGACCUACAAAACCCAGGAACCCAGCAGAACCCGGCCCAGGGGGACAAGAGGUUGCCCCCAGGAGGGAAGGCCGUGAACACGGCCCCCGUGCCGGGCCAGACACCCCACGAUGAGUCCGACCGCAGGACCGAGCCUCGCUCCUCCGUCUCCGACCUCGUCAACUCCCUCACCAGCGAGAUGCUCAUGCUCUCUCCAGGCUCCGAGGAGGACGAGGCCCACGAGGCCUGCAGCCGUGAGAACCUGGGCCGGAUCCAGUUCAGCGUCGGCUACAACUUCCAGGAGUCCACGCUCACCGUCAAGAUCAUGAAGGCCCAAGAGCUGCCGGCCAAGGACUUCAGCGGCACCAGCGACCCCUUCGUCAAGAUCUACCUGCUGCCCGACAAGAAGCACAAGCUGGAGACCAAGGUGAAGAGGAAGAACCUGAACCCCCACUGGAACGAGACCUUCCUCUUUGAAGGCUUCCCCUACGAGAAGGUGGUGCAGAGGAUCCUCUACCUCCAGGUCCUGGACUACGACCGCUUCAGCCGCAAUGACCCCAUUGGGGAGGUGUCCAUCCCCCUCAACAAGGUGGACCUGACCCAGAUGCAGACCUUCUGGAAGGAUCUGAAGCCAUGCAGUGAUGGGAGUGGGAGCCGCGGGGAGCUGCUCCUGUCCCUCUGCUACAACCCCUCUGCCAACUCCAUCAUCGUCAACAUCAUCAAGGCCCGGAACCUCAAAGCCAUGGACAUCGGGGGCACCUCAGACCCCUACGUGAAGGUGUGGCUCAUGUACAAAGACAAGCGGGUGGAGAAGAAGAAGACGGUGACGAUGAAGAGGAACCUGAACCCCAUCUUCAACGAGUCCUUUGCCUUCGACAUCCCCACGGAGAAGCUGAGGGAGACGACCAUCGUCAUCACCGUGAUGGACAAGGACAAGCUCAGUCGCAACGACGUCAUCGGCAAGAUCUACCUGUCCUGGAAGAGUGGGCCCGGGGAGGUAAAGCACUGGAAGGACAUGAUCGCGCGCCCCCGGCAGCCCGUGGCCCAGUGGCACCAGUUGAAGGCCUGAGUGGACGCGGCGGGAGGCCUGGGGCGGGGACGGCGGGGCCCAGGUCCCCAUCACCACUCGAUGCACAAUGCCCGGCCUGG
Molecule: messenger RNA, 2317 nt
Organism: Sorex fumeus (smoky shrew)
Lineage: Eukaryota; Metazoa; Chordata; Mammalia; Eulipotyphla; Soricidae
Gene: SYT7
Product: synaptotagmin 7
Exons: 13
Coding region: 195-2237 (680 amino acids)
Biological process (GO): regulation of dopamine secretion; vesicle fusion; regulation of calcium ion-dependent exocytosis
Cellular component (GO): synaptic vesicle; membrane; synapse
Molecular function (GO): clathrin binding; SNARE binding; phosphatidylserine binding
Source: RefSeq, a predicted model, not a curated record